AUGGAAAUAAGAGCUCCAAACAUAUUAAUCACAGGUACACCAGGCACUGGAAAAACCACUCUAGCUAGGCUGUUAGAAGAUCAAUUGAAUGAAACCAUCGAUUUUCCAAAAUUUGAAGUGAUUUCUCUUGGAGCUCUUAUUAACGAAAAGCACCUUUACAAAAAUUGGAAUGAACAAUUUCAAGUCCCUGAAUUUGACGAAGAUUUAGUUUGUGAUGCUAUUGAAGCUGACAUAAGAAGAGGUGGAAAAAUCGUUGAUUUUCAUUCUUGUGCUUUUUUCCCUCCAGAUUGGUUUCACUACAUAGUUUUAUUGAGAGCAUCCAAUACAAAUAUUUUUGAUAGACUUUCAGAAAGAGGCUACCCUGAGCCAAAAAUCCAAGAAAAUGUCCAAUGUGAGAUUUUCCAAGUCUGCAAAGACGAAGUAGAAGAUUCUUACCCAAAAGAAAAAAUUCUUGAAAGAAACUCAGAUACUAUUGUAGAGAUGGAAAGAAAUGUGGAAGAAAUUAUAGAGCUUAUAAAGAAAACAGUUGAAGAUAAUAAACACACAUAA
Molecule: messenger RNA, 549 nt
Organism: Blepharisma stoltei
Lineage: Eukaryota; Ciliophora; Heterotrichea; Heterotrichida; Blepharismidae
Source: the annotation of a GenBank genome assembly